Messenger RNA from Penaeus chinensis, 1389 nucleotides. RefSeq names its product thyrotropin-releasing hormone receptor-like. Bases 1 to 1389 code for a protein of 462 amino acids. Gene Ontology annotation, molecular function: thyrotropin-releasing hormone receptor activity. Gene Ontology annotation, biological process: G protein-coupled receptor signaling pathway. The transcript has 4 exons. The record is from RefSeq and is a predicted model, not a curated record. Lineage: Eukaryota; Metazoa; Arthropoda; Malacostraca; Decapoda; Penaeidae. Gene Ontology annotation, cellular component: membrane.
AUGGCCUUUAACAGCUCCGACUACCUGGACGCCCUGGGCGAGUCGGGCCUCUACGAACAGAACUGCACGCUGGCCGACCUGCGGCCGCACGAGUUCAACGCCUCGGCGCUGGACGCCUACAACAUCUCGUGGGAGCUGGAGGAGAGCCUGAUGCGGUGCUCGUACGACGCGCGGCGCAUCAACUGCUCGGCCGCCGACGCGCUGUGCCUGUGCGCCAAGGAGAUCUACCGCGACUACUGCGCGGGGCGGCCCGAGUACUACUCGUACAUCUACCGCAUCAUCGGCACGCUGUUCCAAGGCAUCAUCUUCGUGAUCGGCGUGAUCGGCAACGCCAUGGUGGUCAUCGUCGUGGCCCGCAACAAGAACAUGGCCACGCCUACCAACUGCUACCUGGUGAGCCUGGCCGUGGCCGACUGCGCCGUGCUGGUGGCCGCCGUGCCGCAGGAGAUCGUCAGCUACUUCCUCAUCGGCAACCAUUGGAUCUGGGGGCGCGGCGGCUGCGCCAUCAUGAUCUUCCUGCAGAACCUGGGCAUCAACGCCAGCUCGCUCAGCCUGACGGCGUUCACGGUGGAGCGCUACAUCGCCAUUUGCCACCCGAUGAAGGCGCAGACGGUGUGCACGGUGGAGCGCGCCAAAAAGAUCACGCUUCUCGUAUGGCUGUUUGCCGUGUGCUACUGCGCGCCCUGGCUCUUCCUGACGCAGGUGGUGCCCCUCAAGUACGCCGUCGACUACCCGACGCAGGAGUGCACCUUCAAGCUGUCGCGCGACCAGUACCUCUACUACUACUUCCUGGACUUCGUGGUGUUCUACGUGGUGCCGCUGCUGCUCUCCUGCGUCCUGUACUCGUUCAUCGCCAGGAUCCUGUUCACGUCGCAGAUGCCCAAGAACCCCACGCUCAACGGGCACCACCACAAGCGGACGGCCACGUCGGCGCGCGUGCAGGUGGUGAAAAUGCUGGCUGUUGUGGUGGCCAUCUUUGCGACAUUAUGGCUACCUUACCGAACCCUCCUGGUCUACAAUUCUCUCCUGGCGAUGUUCGGGUAUCAUCCCUACAAGGACCUGUGGUACCUGCUCUUCGCCAAGACCUGUAUUUUUAUCAACAGUGCCAUCAACCCGAUCCUGUACAACGCUCUCUCCGUCAAGUUCCGCCGGGCCUUCAAAAGGAUGCUGUCGUGUGGUAGACCGCGACGGGACCAGUGGGGGAUGACCAUGCUCUACAGCGAGGGGGGGCGACGCCCUCCUUCGCGAGGCACGGGCGGCGGAAUUGGCCUCGGCAGGGAGGCCUCCUCCUCGCCCCGCCUACUCUACCCGCCCACAACCACCAGGGACACGCCCACCCUCGAGACCGCCUUCAACACCAACUCCGCGCCGAUCAAGAUAAACAACUAG